Messenger RNA from Aegilops tauschii subsp. strangulata, 1654 nucleotides. RefSeq lists its product as uncharacterized. Lineage: Eukaryota; Viridiplantae; Streptophyta; Magnoliopsida; Poales; Poaceae. The record is from RefSeq and is a predicted model, not a curated record.
GGAUAGGAAAGCGACGGCCUUUGCUGGGCACGGUCGCCUUCGGGUCCAGCCGGAGGUACAGAAACCAGAGCAGCGCCGGCCGAUAGAUAACCCCUGCUUCGCUCCCUCGCUCGAUCCACGGCGGCGUCUCCGGCUGGCUUGCUGUGGGCGCGCGGAUCGGGGAGCCGCGGCCGGUGGCGGGCCGGCAGAGGCCUCAGCUGCGGGCGAUUGGAGGCGGCGGGAUUGGGGGCCGGACUGGGACCCGCCGGCGGACCUACCCUAGGCGCCGGUGCCGGUGCGUCGGAGAUCGGGGGCCAGCAGCAGCUCAGAGAAGCCGCAACCUGCAAAACCAAGGGCCUUUGUGUUUGUGUCUCUGCCAUGUCUAGAGAUCAAGGCUGGGCAGACCUGCCAGAUGUGCUGCUUCAUUCCAUCAUUGCUCUGGCAAGCUCCUUCACCGACCUCUUUGCCUUCGCUCACACCUGCUGCUCUUGGCGUGCUGCCUUCUUCUCGUAUCCAUCGAAGUCUGCCUUCUCGAUGAUCUUCCCGCCUGUGCUCCUGCAACCUGAUGCCUCCGUGCACUCUCCAUGUCAUCGCCCCCUUGGCGAUAAGCGUACAUGUCAUGUCAUUGAUCCAGCCAGCAAACACUCGCGUAUUGGCUACCAUAUUCCCCUAGUUAAUCUUUCUCGAGCAAAUAAUCACCCCCAAAAUUCUCUGGGUAGUUUUUGCUUCCUGGGUGCUUCUUAUGGCCAUCUCAUCUUCUCCAGGAACAGAUCAUGUCUCAUUGUUGAUGUGUUUACAGGUGUUAGUUUUUCACCACCACAGAUACCGGGCGACGAAUCCACCGAGGUCUACUACGGUGCCCUCACGGCUCCUGUAGAGUCACCCAACCCAUAUCUCAUUGCCACCAAUGAAUCCCACAGUUACUUUUGGCGUGUUGGCAGUCGCUCUUGGUUGAGAGCUUGUCCUUGUGAUGGAACUGUCCAGCAGAUUGUGACCUUCAAAGGCCAGGUCUUCGGCUUGGACUCUGGUGGCAUGCUCUUUGUUGUGCACUUGGCACCUUUGAUUCGCGUACGGAUGAUGGGAGUCAGUUGGGAGGAAAUCUCCACGCGUCAUCUUGCCAACCUAUAUCUGGUGGCGUGUGGUGAUAUGCUUCUCUUGGUCGGGUGUCAGGGGUCGUUUCCGGCAAGAGGGGAUACCUUCGAAGUCUUCCGCCUCGACCAGUCGACUGAACAUGCAAUGUGGGUGAAGGUGGAGGAGUUGGAGAAUUGGGCGAUCUUCAUCAGCACCGACAAGAGAAGCCAGCCAUUAUCUUUCAGGAACCCGGAAAGGUGGGGAGGGAGGAGCAACUGCGUGUACUACUAUUCCCAUGAUUCCGAACACUGGGCUGCAUUUGAGCUGGGGAAGCCUGCCUCCAGCCGAAACAGCUUUGUUUUCAUAAGCUCUGGCAAUUUAGUGCAACCUAUGUGGGUUGUCCCUAGCAUGUUCUCCCAGUCCCCGUGAUGGUUGAUGAUGUUAACGCAUUCCUUGUUUUAGGCUUCGGCUAUUACUGCUGACUGGAGCAACUUCCGCUGUAAGAGUGUGUAAGAAUGUUCUGAAACAUCGAUAAGAAUGACUAUGUACUAUGUUGGCACUACUCUGCUGUUAUAAUUGGAGUAUGGCAAUAUUUUGUACUCAA